This is a messenger RNA of Dicrocoelium dendriticum, 969 nucleotides long. Lineage: Eukaryota; Metazoa; Platyhelminthes; Trematoda; Plagiorchiida; Dicrocoeliidae. The record is from the annotation of a GenBank genome assembly.
AUGAGCACCUCACUGACGGUUAGUGCACCCUAUUCUUCACAGGGUCGAUUGCUUCACAUUUUGCCUGGAGAGGAGCCCUUGCUAGGAAAGCACUCUUCUAGCAAGGCGGGGGAUCUACCCGAUGGACAGUCCGGGAAUCGCCUCGAAUCGUCUGAAUUUCAAAAAACCAAAUUCAAGCGGCUCAAAGACUCCGCUGGUGUGGCUCACAAUUGGAACACCUUGUUCAUUCAACCGGACGCGGUUGCGACGUAUCUUGCUGCAAAAUUCAAUUUGACUAAGGAACAAGUCCUCGCUCCUUCAGGACGCGGUUCAGUUGCUGUGCGGUUGGCUCAUAGCGAAACCCAACUGGUUGCGGAAAUGCGCGAAUUUCUACAGAAAAAUGGCGUAGAUCUGGAUGCUUUCAGGGGACUAGAAGCAGAGGCCCUUCCCGGAGCCGGUCGUCGUGAUCGUUUGGAAGCCACGGCAACCUCCACUCUCCAUCAGCUAUCCGGCACCGCAUUCCUCAUCAAAAACCUCCCAGUGGGGACGACGGAAGCUGAAGUGAGGGAACUGUUGUCCCGUUACACUAAACGGGCAACCCAGGAUGACUCCGAACCUCGUGUCAUAGGGGCCGAUCCACGCCGUGUUAUCGUCCCCCCACUUGGCAUCACCGCCAUCGUCCAGUACGCCUUGCCACAGCAGGCGCGCUUUGUGUACCGAACUCUCGCCUACGAGCCGUUUCGGGAUAACAUAUUAUAUCUGCAAUGGCUCCCGCACGGAGCUCUAAAAACUGAACCCGCCUCGACUCCAGAAGAACAAGACCCAGCCACCACCCCACGAAAAAAGAGGAACCGCACAAUUCGUUUUCUAGUUGGAUUGUCUUCGUACCAGAUGCCGCAGAGCUUUGCCACAGCGUUUACCGUGUUCGUCUUGGUUGCUGCCACUGGUUUGCGUGACGACGUUAUCGGAUCACCCUACAGAACCAAUUAA